Pristis pectinata (smalltooth sawfish) is the source of this 8546-nucleotide messenger RNA. It is a transcript of the gene slco4a1, whose product is annotated as solute carrier organic anion transporter family, member 4A1. The transcript has 16 exons. Gene Ontology annotation, biological process: sodium-independent organic anion transport; transmembrane transport. Gene Ontology annotation, cellular component: membrane. The record is from RefSeq and is a predicted model, not a curated record. Gene Ontology annotation, molecular function: protein binding. NCBI's taxonomy places the organism in Eukaryota, Metazoa, Chordata, Chondrichthyes, Rhinopristiformes, Pristidae. The coding region runs from base 603 to 2717 and encodes 704 amino acids.
UUCAUGAAUGGGGCAUGCAUGAACAUGGACAGAGCGUUCACUAAACAGACAGCGUUGCGUAUGGAAUAAUGGUGUAUUCAGAUUUUGGCAAUCGGAAAAACCUAACUUCAAACCACUGCCAUUGAUAAUUCUCUUGUAUUAUCUCCAAUCAUUGGCGAAGCUUUAUAAAUCUGACGGUCCCCAAGAAACUGACAUGGAAGCUAGGUCAUGAUUCUGCCGCAAAAUGAUUCUCUCCUAGUUUACUUGGAAGAUAUUUUCCAGAAUCCUGGCAAUAAGAGCCCAUAAAUUUUAACAACACUCUGGUGUGAGUUCAUCAGGAGUGUCAGGACUGCACCCAAACCUGCUCACAGCCAGUUAUUCACACUGAUCUUUGCACGGUGGGUCAGAAACUUGGGAAAGGUGAGAGGUAUUGUCAGUUCGCGCCCACAGACAUUCAAAUUAUUUUUUGAAACUGAAGCUACCUGUAUUGAGUGAAACAAAGUCGCUAUAACCCUGAAGACAUGGUGCGAUUCUCUAUGACAGACUGCUAAAUCAAAAGGGAUAAUUUUCCUUAUCUUCAUUUAUUGAACUAUCGUAGAGGAGGCUUUGGACCAAGGCGAAAAAUGUCGAAUCGUUUAACAGGAGAUGCUUCAUUCAGCUCCAGACAGGAACUGCUGAAUUUAAAUGAACCUUGCUUGAGCAUCGAUAAUUUAGAGACUCCAAGUGAUCAAGUAAUCAGUGAGAAAAUACAGUGCAAUGGGACAAAAGUAUACAAUAGUUCUUACCAACAUAAAUCACACCAGAACAAAUCGGAAAAUGAGUGUGGCUGGGGUCUGUUCAAGCCCAAAUGUCUUCAGGUUUUCAACACGCCAAUAGGAAUACUUGUCUUCCUCUGCUGUGCUUCCUUUCUCCAAGGAAUGAUUGUAAAUGGAUUUAUAAAUACUGUAAUUACUUCAAUUGAACGGAGAUUUGACCUACGCAGCUACCACAGUGGAAUGAUUGCCAGCUCCUAUGACAUAGCAGCAUGCAUCUGCCUUCUUUUCGUCAGCUACUUUGGCGGCAGUGGUCAUAAGCCACGAUGGCUCAGCUGGGGGGUACUAAUCAUGGGGUUGGGGUCACUUGUGUUUUCUUUUCCUCACUUUAUUUCUGGUGAUUAUGAAGUGGAUUUAACUGAGGACUCUGGUUUGUGCAACAGUAGUAGAUCUACGGAGUGUCAUGAAGAUUCAUCGAGUUAUUCCAACUACAGGUUUCUGUUCAUGCUUGGACAGUUCCUCCAUGGCAUUGGAGCAACCCCACUGUACACCCUGGGAGUGACCUAUCUUGAUGAAAAUGUCAUGUCAAACCAUGCUCCGGUUUACAUAGGGAUUUUCUACACAGCGGCGAUUAUUGGACCGGCAGCAGGCUACUUACUUGGAGGCUUUUUCCUCCAAAUGUAUACUGAGAUAAACACCAAGGUUAACCUUACCCCAGAGAAUCCCCUGUGGGUUGGGGCAUGGUGGAUCGGAUUCCUUGGAGCUGGAGCGGCAGCAUUCCUCGUAUCUAUCCCAAUCCUUGGUUACCCUCGACAACUUCCAGAGUCCCAACGGUAUAUGGCAAUGAGGGUCUCGGAAGCUCAUCAACUGAAGGAUGGGAGCCAGCAGACUGCACUGGAACCAGAUUUUGGGAAGACAUUAAGAGACUUGCCCAGGUCAGCAUUGCUGUUGCUGAGGAAUCCAACUUUCAUCUUUCUCUGUCUGUCAGGAGCAACUGAGGCGACUCUGAUAGCUGGCAUGUCUACGUUUGGACCCAAGUUCCUUGAAUCCCAGUUUGGUCUGAGUGCCUCUCAAGGUGCAACCCUUUUUGGCUACAUCGUGGUCCCAGCUGGUGGAGGUGGUACAUUCCUCGGUGGAUUUAUCGUGAAUAAAUUAAAACUCCGUUGUGCAGGAAUUAUCAAGUUGUGCAUAAUUUGCACAUUCAUCAGCCUGUUAGCUAUUUUCAUUGUCUCCAUUCACUGCCCUAACAUGCCUGUGGCUGGGAUCACUUCAACUUUCAAUCGCAGUUUUUAUGAUGGUGCAAUCAACAUGACUGCAAGUUGCAAUGCUGAGUGUAACUGUUUAAUGGAAUUGUAUAAUCCAGUUUGCGGAGCAGAUCGUUUAAUGUACUACUCACCUUGUCAUGCUGGAUGCACAGAAUUCAAUUCAACGUUGUCAUCAAAUGGCAGAAAGAUUUUCCACAACUGCCUCUGUGUAAUGGAGAAUCAUCCAACUGGGCUCAGUUAUGCCGAAUCCGGAAAAUGCAAUUCUUCCUGCACACACAUGCCACUAUUCAUGUCUUUCUUUUUUCUUGUAAUUUUAUUCACGUUCUUGAGCAGCAUUCCCGCACUAACAGCAACUCUCAGGUGUGUCCCUGAUAGUCAGCGAUCAUUUGCACUUGGUAUUCAAUGGAUCUUAGUUCGUACUUUAGGAGGAAUCCCAGGCCCAAUUGCGUUUGGCUCAGUUAUUGACAUCUCUUGCCUGUUGUGGCAGGAUCAGUGCACUGAGAGAGGCUCCUGUUAUAUCUACCAAAAUUCAGCCAUGAGUAAAUAUCUCCUGAUUGCUGGAAUAACUUAUAAGGCAGCAGGGACGAUAUUUUUUCUCCUGGCCUUUUUUCUGUACAAGCCACCAGCUUCUACACCCAGUAGUUCAAACAUGGAUAAUGGAGACUCUGAUUCAGACAAGGGUAUUUCACAAAAUACAAUAAAAACAGUAAUGACUUUAUAAUUAACUUGCACUUAAACUGUAUUCAAUGAAAAUUGUAUUCUUGCCAUUCUGCAUUAUUCGAAGUCAUCCACCACACUCAUCUAAGUACCCACAUUUAAAAAAAGACUUUUCAGCUUUUUCAUUUUUCACUUUGUUGAAGUUGGGACUUUUUACAAACUUUUAACACUGCAAAUUUCAUAAAUCAUAUAGGUGCAAAGAGUCCAAGUGUACAAUAAAAAUAGAACCUCUUUAAGGUGAAUAAGUAGUGCCGUUUACCUGCAAACAUUGUACUUGCAUACAGGAAGUCUUCAUCAUAAAUGUUAGUCAUUGCUCUUGACAGGUCUGAAGUCCUCAGGAGGGAUGAUGGUGGGAUGAUGUUCACAACUUUAAACAAUAUAACUGUGCUUCAGGCUUUGUUGGAUAUCUGUAUAGUUGUAAUAUCAUUUAUUUCAGCUGUUUACUUCUCUACAAAGCCCUUUCUAAUUUGGAUAAAUUCUGAAUCGUGUACUUAAUUGUAAAUGACUGAAUAGCUAUAUUACAUGUACAUUUUAACAAUUUUGAUACAAGACAUUAAGACUAAGAUCUUCUUUUCUUUACAAAACCCCAAUUACUUGAGUCUUUGCUCUAAUCUUGGCGUAGUGCACCCACGAGGACCCCAACAACUGACUGUACUUGACUAUACACAACAGAUGGAAUAGUUUGCCUAGUUUUAGAACAUUUCUAUUGCACCACGAUUUAAACACCAGGAAUGUAAAUAGGAUGACAUUAAUUAGAAUGGCUUCCUCACAGCUUGAAGGACCCAGAUUUGAUUCUGAUCUUGAGUGCUGGCUAUGGGGAGUUUGCAUUUUCUCCAUGUGGGUUUUUGCCAGGUGAAAUGGUUUCCUUCCAAAUCCCAAAGAUGUGCUGGUAGAUUAAUUGGCUACAGUAAAUUAUCUCUUAAUGUAGGCAGGAGGCAAAAAUAAUCAAAGGGAAGUUAAUGGCAUGUGAGAGAAAAUAAACUACAGAAAAAUGAGAAGAGGUGGAAUGAGACAGAUGAGAUGGCUCUGUUGGAAGCCAGCAUGGUCUAGAUGGGCCAAAUGUCCUCCUCCCCUGUCAUAAUCAGUAAUUAAGCUUUGAGCAAAUAAAUACAGUUGCUAAAAGAUCAGAAAUCCUGCUAAAUGUUGGUUGAUCAUAAUCUGGCAAUUAGUAAUACAACGUCCUCAAGAAAAGCUCAAAUAUUACAUCCAUUCAAAACUUUAAAAUGAGAUUCUAGCAAAAUGAGAUGGGAAGCCUGCGCUAUCUAUAAAGUGCAAUCCUUUUCUCAUUUUCUUCUUGACUAAUUGUAAGCCCAAGUUGCUGAAAGUGACCAGAAUUGGAGGUUGUGGUGGAGAUGAUGGGCAUGAAAGUAACAGUGUAGCUUCUGUAUUAAUGGUUAUGAGAGCAGUGUACUAGAGGAACACCCUGAGAUCACAUAAGAUCUUUAUUGUGAAGAGAAACGUCAGUCAUGCACUAGAUGUUGACUGUUUGUUCCAGAAUCUCAUGAACUGGAACGUACAUUAUUGGGGGUGUCGGUGGGGGUUUGGGAGUUGGGGAGUUGACAAAGUAUAUCAGGAUGGAAGUAAAGUAAGAGAUUCAGUGUCUUGUGCAUUAUUUAUUAUUAAUUGUUCCUUUUUUUAAAAACAAAAGUGUAUAGAAGAUGCAUAACCUUUAUAUGGCUAACCUUCACCUGGUGUCAGCCACACCCCUACAGACCUCAUUGCACACACAGCUGCCAUUCCUGUGAUUAUCAGCAUAAAGGUGCAAUCUACGACUUUUGUUUAUUAGUCACAAAAAUAUCAAGGAGCAAAAUCUGCAGCAGUUCGGCAAAGAUGCAUGAAUUCAUGGAUUUCCCUUUGUGGCAUCAGUGUUUAACUCCUAGCUGCUGUUAGCCUCAUUUGUCAUUGCAGAAUACAUGCAAAGGUGUCACUCUAUGUUCCCUCAAUAAUUACAUCAUGUCCAUGCUGUGCAUCUCAGUGACCUGCCAGACUAAUCAGCCUGUGCCCUGCAGGAGCUUGGAACAUGGGACUAGAUCAGGGCAUUGGAUCACUUUAGGGGUGGUGGUCAUGCAAAGGAUUUUACCUGCAACCUUUUCCGCAGUUGCUCUGUCGCUGGCAUGGGGAGCAGUCCUUUGAGAACUGAGUGCCUUCCCAGCAAUGAGCACGGGGAAGAUGUGGCAGCCUAAUUGUGUCAGCAAUCCUUGGCAGGAACUGCACAAUUCCUGUUUCAGCAGAGGAAGCAGUGUCCAAAGUGCCAUAAGAUUCCUUUAAAUAUUUUCCCAUAAUUUUACUUUUUUUAAUGCUGUCUGCGUGAGUGUCAGUACCAACCACAGAGGAUGAAGUCCUAUUUCUAGACAACAGUCUCUGCUAAGAUAAUGGAAACAGAUGUUGCAAUUGGCAUGGUUGUAUGCCAUGAUGUAACAUUUUAUAUAUUACAUUUAUAAUAAGGAAUUGAUUAUUAAUCUGCCAUUAAUCUUUAAGGUGUAACUUAUCAUUUAAUCAAAGUUACACAAUAUAGUUACUAUAAUUAGAUAUUUCAGGAUAAGUAGUUGCUAUGUUUUUCUAUUUUACUUUUAAAAGGCACUGUUUUUACCAAUGCAGGGUUAAAGUUUAUCAUCUGCAAUUAGUUAUAAUAAUUUUAAUGUCAGGAUUGUUUAAUAUUCCAAAAGACAUUGAAUUUUCAAAACAAAAUCCAUGCUGAGAUUGAUAGGCAGUUCCAUUGCUUUGAUUUAUUGUAGAUUCCAUGAAAUAGAAAAAUCCUCUGAGGUUGAUUGUUUAAUCUCAUACUACUUAACUCAUCUAAUUUCCCUAGAGUUUGGGAGAAUGAGAAACGUUAUAUAAUUCUUAAUCAGGUUGACAGGAUAACAGCUUGAAAGCAUUUCCUCCAAUUGUGAAAAUGUCUAAUUUAGGGUCACAGCAUCAGAAAAGAACUGAAUUGUUUGUAACAGAGCGGAUAAGAAAUUUCCUCACUCAAGGGGUUACACGUUUUUGGAAUUCUCAAUCCCAGAGGGCUGUGACUGCAAAGUUUUUGGGUAUGUUUUAAGGCAGAAAUAGAACUUUGGAUUCAUAGAGAUUCAAUAGAUGUUGUGAUAACAAAAAAACAGUGGAGUUAAGAUGGAAGAUCAGCUUUUACUUUACUAAAUAACAAAGCAAACUCAAAGAUCCUGUACAUUUACUCCUGCUCCUGUUUCUUAUGUUGCUGUAUGAACCAUUCAGCCAUGUAAAUUUGAUGUAAAUACUCAAACACUCCUGACCACCUUCAUUUGGUCCCAUUGAUAUUUAUAUAUUUCACUGUGUACAGUUUCUAAUUUGCUAGUGAGGAGCUAGAGAUGUGGUUCUGAUAUACUUAAGAAAUCCAAGGCUCACAGAUCUUAUUUGAAUCAGGUGUGUUUAAAACCUAAUUUGCUAAAUCUGGUGGCUCCAGGGAUGUACUUUCCAAUUAAUGUCUCCUUAAGUAUUUGGACAAGUCUGAUAUGCCUUUAGGAGUUCCUUUAGUAGCAGCAAUCUGACUGAAAGAAAAUACAACCUUCAUUCAACAAAGCCUGCUAAAUUGGGAGUUAGCACCAACCAUGGACAAGUAUGUUUAACAGAAGAUCAGGUGAUCAGUUUGACAAUCCACUGAAACCACAAAGCUGGUUAUGCUGAAGGACAAAUUGUUAAGACAGCAUUUUUGAACAGGGCCCUAGAGGAGGUAGAAGAGCUUUUUUUUUAAUCAGGAAAAUUGUUUUUGUAAGGAUGAAGCAUUGCAGUUUUCACGGAAACAUUAAUAUGAUUCCAGGCUGCACACUUCACUGCCUGAAUCUGUAAUUAAACCACCUAAACUUCUCUGGAGUGGCCAGAUUUCUGUCCUUGAUUUUGAUAACUAUAUAUGAAACCUGUUCUGUUACUGAAAUAUUUGAAUUUUUUUGAUUAAGUUCCAUUUUCCAUUUGGAUUACUGAGCAAUUUAAUUGUAAUUUUAAAUUAUUAAAUGUAAAUUGCACAAUGUGGUGACAAAGUUUAAAAGUGCUCAGGGGUCUUCAACCUUUUGGAUACUUCAUAACUUCAUAAACUUCCAUGAGAUGAGAUGUUUUGACCAAAACCAAAGUCCUGAACAUUCACGCGAAUUAUAUAAAAUUUAAGAAUCAGAAGCUAGUACGCAUAUAGAGCUCUUGUGGUGGCUCUAAUCUGAUUCACAGCCAGUCACAAUAAACCAAGAAUAGGUGGUAGGAAAUAAAUUCAAUGAUCUGAGAUUACCCAUUGCUAUUACAAUUGCAGUUAAUCUCAGUAUGGUAAUAUAUGGUAGAAAAACAUGAAGUUAUAUUACUUCUUUUAUGUAUGCUAUAAAUGCAUACAGCUGUCACGUACAACAUUGAGCUAUUUUAGUAAGUUUACAAAGCAAUACAUCCUAUUACCUUGUUUAUUGUAGUAUAUAUUGCUGCUGCAAAGUUGCAAACUUUAUUUCAUAUUAGUGCAGCUUAUCAAAAAGACAGCUCAAAGACUUUGUUCCUCAAAAAAGCACACUAAAAAGGUUGUGUGGGGGACCACCUAUGUAUUAACCUAUGCCAUAUCUAUUUAAAAUGAUUAUUAAGACAAAUUAAUAUUAAUGUUUAUAUUUGCUGAAAGCAUUUUCUGUUUAUUUUUUUAAAAUUAGGUUAUUUCUUAUGAGUUGGUAUUUUGUUUUGAAAAAAUUCUUAAUGCAGAGUAUGGAAACAAAAUGGUCUGUGCAAAGAGAUAUUUUAAGAAUUAUUGCAAUACAAUUUGGAAUUGCUGAAUAUAUUUAGCAUAUCAUAUUUAUUUCAUGGCAUAAAUUAUAUUUAGAAUUAAUGCAGAAUGAAUUGUGUUAUCCUGCUGAAUUAAUAUUCACACUAAAGUCAGUAUAAUCUCUUCAACCAUUAAACUGAGUUGAUUGCUAUAAAUGCUGAAUAAAUUUGAAAUGUUUUAUUGUUGACCAAACUGAUGGUGAUAGACAAAUUACAGCCAACUGUCUAUAUGAGGCUCGUAUAAUAAUCUUAAUGCCCAUGGAAAAGUUGGUUAUAACACUUUAUUAUAUACCUUUCUUAUUAUUUGCUUAUCUGGCCUCACCCCCUCCCCAAGCUUGCCAAGCUCACCCACUGUUCCCCCAACCUAAUACCUGACAUCAAUACCACUUCACCCCUAACCCUAAUUGUGACCUGACCACCAAUCCCAGCUCACCUCUCUCCAACCCCGCAACAUCAUCAAAGUAACAGGGUUGGAGUGGACCUUGAUCGCAAGUUUCCAUCCACAUCAACCCCCUUAACCCCAAAAUUUGGUCUGGAUUUACCGGAUUUCAUUCAAUUGAUAAAGCAUGCAAGAGCUGAUUUUGCAGGACCUGUUCAGCAGCACAAAAUGACUGCGGCCUCAUGCACUACUGAAUUUUACAGCAACUUGUUGCUUGUAGCCCCAUUGCACUGUGACCAUUUGUUCUUUGCCACAAAAAUAUGACAGCAAUGUAGCACAAUUAACUUUACAGCAAGAUGUGCAGGUGUCAGUAGUUAAGUGUUUUUACACAAUAGAUGCAACAGCACACUUAAUGUUAUUGAAGAAAAAUAAAAGAAUAUUUGUACAUCCUGAUGUAUAUGUGAAUCUGGAUAGUCAGAAGUAUUUUGUAAAUUUGUUAUACAAUUGUCUAUGUAUUUUCACUGGGAAAGUUUUGAUACCAUGUUGAAACAGAAUUGUGGACAAUUUCCUGUGCAUUGAUUAUGUGGUCACCUGUUGGAAAGUCUUUUAACCUGCCUAAUAAGGGUUGUGUGUUUUCACAUCCUUUUCUUUAAUUGGAAAUGUUUAAAUUGGAAUGGAUAGACUUGCAAGAUUUUUGUAACUGUCAAUCAAUGUAUA